Chrysoperla carnea is the source of this 1663-nucleotide messenger RNA. Its product is annotated as L-galactose dehydrogenase-like. Lineage: Eukaryota; Metazoa; Arthropoda; Insecta; Neuroptera; Chrysopidae. The record is from RefSeq and is a predicted model, not a curated record. The transcript has 7 exons. Bases 62 to 1129 code for a protein of 355 amino acids. Gene Ontology annotation, cellular component: cytosol. Gene Ontology annotation, molecular function: L-galactose dehydrogenase activity.
UUUGUAUCAUUCAAGAGUAAUCAUUUAUUAGACAAUUGUUGUAAUAAGAAGCUAAAAUAAAAUGAACGGAGAUUUACCUUCAACAUUUGUACAAGGAUUUCAUGAUGAAGAUGCAGUACGGAAAAUGAAAUAUGUACCUUUGGGUGACACUGGCUUAAUUGUUUCACAAAUUGGGAUAGGAGGUACUUGUUUCAGUUCUUUGUUUGGAGAAUAUGAUGAAGCUGAGGCAAUUGCAACGAUUCACCAAGCAUUAAAAAGUGGUAUCAAUUACAUUGACACUGCACCGUAUUAUGGACAAGGCUCGUCUGAAGAACUAAUAGGAAAGGCAUUGAAAACAGUUCCACGUGAAGCAUAUUACAUCGCAACGAAAGUUGGACGCUAUGGAGUUAAAAAUUUCAAUGAUAAAUCAGAUACUGGAUUUGACUAUACUGCUAAACGUACUCUUCAAAGUGUUGAACAUAGUCUUAAAUUGCUUGGAAUAAAUGCAGUUGAUGUUAUUCAAAUUCAUGACAUUGAGUUUCCAGAAACAAUCGAUACAGUAUUGAAUGAAUGUUUGCCUACUUUGGAAGAACAUGUUGUAAACAAAGGCAAAGCUAGAUUUAUAGGAGUUACAGGCUAUCCAGUUUCAGUGCUAAAGGACUGUGUAGCAAGAAGUAAAGUGAAAAUUUCUUCCAUUAUUUCGUAUGCUCGGUUUACACUUAUCGAUGAUACUUUAAGUGAAUAUCUGGAAUUUUUCAAGGAAAAUAAUGUGGUGGUAAUAAAUGCAGCUAUUUUUCAAAUGGGUUUAUUAUCCAAUGAUGGACCUCAACCUUGGCACCCAGCUCAUGAAAAAACAAAACAAAUUUGUAAACAAGCUGGUGAUUACUGCAAGGCACAUGGAAUAGAAUUAGGCCAGUUGGCUUUGUAUCAUGCUUUAACAAAACAACCGGGUCCUCCAUUACAUUUAAUUGGAAUGAACAAUCGAAAUAUAUUGCAAUCUAACUUAGAAGUCAUUCACAAUUCAAUUAGCGAUAAACAUCUUGAAGUUUUGAAAGAAAUUAAUGAAAAAUUUUUCUCAAAAGUGGAACAUCGACACUGGGAAGGAGUUGAAGUUAAAGCGUAUCGUCAAACAUUUGGAUUAAAAUAUUAAUAUUUUUUUAUAUCUAACCGAAAACCAACAAAUGCUUUUAUUUAUUUUCCGAAAUAGGUUGCCAUCAUUCUGAACAUAUUAUUCAACGUGAACAAAGUUUUCCUCAUUUAGUAGAUAUACAACCGACAGGCCCUCGAAAACAAAUUUUGUAAAAAAAUUAGAUGAAACGGUUCAGGGAUUAUCUUCGAAACAGCAAGUCUCAGAAAAAAAUGAAAGUUGUCUUUGAAAUAUAAUAUUAUCAUUACCUCUCAGAAUUGACCUCGCUCAUGACUGAACGAGGACUUAAAAAAAGUUGAACAAAAUGCACCAAAAUUUAUGAAAAUCAGUUCUGCGUAUCCGGAGAUAAUCUCUGCACCAUAUAAAAAAUAUGAUUUUUAGAAAAACGCGUUUAAAGUUUUUUUUCUUAUGUUACGCGUGACGAAUAAUUUUAUUACGUUACGCGUAACGAAUUUUGAAUUGCAAUUUUAUACAAGCAACUAACAUCAUCAAUAACAAAUUUAAAAAAAAUCGAUUUUAAAAAGUUCUGCCAGUGGA